AUGGCAGAGUCUGGCGCCGAAGCAGGUGCGCCAAACUUAAACCUGACACCAGACGAGAAACGAUACUACGGACAGUUGUUCCGACAGGCCGACACCGACGGGGUGGGUGUCGUAACCGGCGAUGUUGCAGUCAAAUUCUUCGACAAGACUAGGCUUGAGUCUCGUGUUCUCGGAGAGAUCUGGCAGAUAGCGGAUCAAGAAAACAGAGGCUUUCUUACCCCGGCUGGCUUUGGCAUCGUCCUACGUCUGAUCGGUCAUGCGCAGGCUGGCCGCGAGCCCACGCCCGAUGUCGCUUUGCAGCCUGGGCCUCUGCCUCGAUUCGAUGGCAUCAACAUACCAGGCCUGGCACCCCAAACCAGCGGGUCUGGUCCUGGACCGACUGCGAUGCCUCUUCAGGCCCAGGGCACCGGUGUCCGAAUCCCGCCCUUGACACCCGAAAAGGCCGCCCAAUAUGCGGGUCUUUUCGAGCAGCAGAACUUAGCCCCCGGAAAUAUGCUCCCGGGUGACUCGGCGCGCCAGAUCUUUGAAAGAUCUGGCCUGCCUACCGAGGUUCUCGGACGCAUAUGGCAGCUAGCCGAUACAGAACAGCGGGGCGCACUGGUGCAGACCGAGUUCAUCAUCGCCAUGCAUCUCCUGGCCUCUACCAAGCAGGGCCACCUACGUGGAUUGCCGAGCGUUGUACCCGCUGGUCUCUAUGAGGCUGCAACUCGCCGCCCGACCGGAAUUCCGGGCCAAAGAAGCCCUACUUCAGGGGUGCCUCCCAUUCCCGCGAUUCCCAGGCAGUUGAGUGGGCAGUCCCAGAUGAGGACGGGGAGCCCUCUUGGAAGGUCACAGACAGCACCUGGAGGCGACUGGCUCAUAACCCCAGCAGACAAGAGUCGGUUCGAUCAGGAGUAUGCCAAGCUUGAUGCGGGCAACAAAGGGUUCAUCACCGGAGAGGAAGCUGUACCUUUCUUCAGCCAGUCCAACCUACCAGAGGACACGCUUGCACAGAUUUGGGAUCUUGCCGAUAUUAACUCAGCUGGCAGGCUCACACGCGAUGAGUUUGCAAUUGCCAUGUACCUUAUCCGACAACAGCGCACCAACCGCAACGGUGCCAACACGCUACCAGCUACUCUUCCUCCCAAUCUUAUCCCACCCAGCAUGCGAGGUCAGGUCAGACCGCCUACAGCUAAUGCAGCCCACUCAGCUUUUGAUGCGCCUGCUCAACCACCCCCGCCGCCUGCCCAGCCCAAGUCCGCUUUGGAUGAUCUCUUCGGCCUGGACACCCCUUCCGCGCCAGCUGCACCUGUACAGAAACCGAUCACAACAGGAGGCUCCAACGAUCCUUUUGGGAGCAACGCAAGCCCGGCAUCUGCAUCACCUGCCAAACAGUCCCCCACUGUUCCCACCUUUGCUCCAUUUGUCCCGUCCUCCUCGUUCGGUCGCACGCUCACCGCACAAACAACGGGCGCCUCCAAUAGCUCCGCCGGCGCGUUUCCCAAAGCAGCUCCAGCACAACGGCCGCAGCAUCCCGGGACUUUUGAUGACGACCUGCUGGGCGAUAAUGAUGAAGGCAGCAAGAAUGUUAGCAACGACUCGGCUGAGCUUGCAAACUUGUCGAAUCAGAUUAGCUCCUUGAGCAAACAUACACAGGAGGUUCAAGGCCAGCGCACAACUACGCAGAAUGAACUGAAUCAGUCGGCUGCGCAAAAGAAGAACUUUGAGCAGCGCCUCGCACAACUGCGUGCCCUGUACGAGAAGGAAGCAAAGGAUGUACGGGCGCUAGAGGAUCAGCUCAAUGCCUCUCGGAAUGAGACCAAGAAACUGCAGACGGAGAUGGCCAUGCUUGAAGGCACAUAUCAAGACCUUCAGAACCAGCAUCGCCAGGUUGCUACUGCGCUGCAAGCCGAUCAACAGGAGAAUACCGCCUUGAAGGAGCGCAUUCGGGCCGUCAAUGCAGAGGUGGCCCAGCUAAAGCCGCAGAUUGAGAAGCUCAAGCUGGAGGCACGACAGCAGAAAGGAUUGGUUGCCAUUAACAAAAAGCAGCUGGCCACCAACGAGUCGGAGCGUGACAAGCUCAAGUCGGAGAUGGAUGACUUGUCUAAGGGAACAGGAGAACUGAGCAGACAAAACACCGGCUCUGCCGCCCAGGUGGCUAGCCCUGCUGCCUCGACGUCGACUGUCAACAACCCUUUUUUCAGGAGAACCGGGAGCACAGACAUCAUGGGUGCCUUUGCGUCACCACCUGCGAAGCCAUCGAGCAACGACAAGUCGUUCGAUGAUGUCUUUGGCCCAUCGUUCGGCUCCGCAUCCAACACCCCACCACCCACUACCGCCUUCCUGGCAGCACAGAACACGGGCGCUUCUACUGGCAGUGCGACCUCUUUUGCUACACCUGCCACCUCAAAUACCCCUAACCUGAGUCGACAACCCACACUGACGACGGGCGAACCCCCUGCGCCGCCUGAGUCCCGGCAGAUCAAUUCCAGCUUCCUUCCAUUCGGAGAGUCAGAGUCUUUAUCAUCAUCCCGUCAGGUAUCCCCGCCUGCGAGCAGGAUGGGCCAGGCAGAUAUGCCGCCAUCUGAGUCUGCCCAGAAACAGCCGACUGCCCCGCUGCAGCCCACUAACACGGGUCUCAGUGCGGCUUCAGGAUCUCAUGGCGAUGCUGCUGGCACCACCUCACCAACUCCUCGUGCGGCCAUUCACUCGCACUCCGACAGCGUCGGGGACCCCUUUUCCUCGGUCGAUCAGGCCAAGGCUAAGGACGAUUUCGAGUCUGCUUUCGCAAGCUUCAAGAAUGCACACACGAAGCCAGCGGCAGGAGGAGCAUCCGCAUUUGACAUGCCAUCUUCGUCUACUGGUGGAGCUGAAAAGAAAGAAUCGACGAUGGCUGCUUUCGCCGCCGAAUUUCCGCCCAUCUCGGAGCUGGAACGUGAUGACGAUUCCGAGUCUGAAAGUGAUAGAGAUGGAUUCGAUGAUGACUUCGCGCCAACGUCUCCGAAACCCACAACGGAAACGAAUACGACUGACGUUGCCUCCUCCAAGGACACCAAACCGACAUCCCCAUCCACUGCACCUUCAGGGGCUGAUGGCGCUUCGAGCAACGUUGCAACGACACCGGCUGCCGCUACUUCAUCUACUUCUGUGAACACGGCGAUGCCACCCACUUCGGGUAACGCGGCCUCUGCCACCGUUCCUACAGCUACACGUCCCCUGAGCUCAGCAGGGCCAAGCGGACCGCCACCCACUGCUCCGCCGCCUCUACCGGAAAAAAAGUCUUUUGACGAUCUUGACGACGACUUUGAGGGCUUGGAAGACGCCCAAGAGGGCUCGGCAGCCGAUGAAGACUUUGCCAACAUUUCUCGCUCGGCUUUGGAAGACUUCAAUCCCGUCUUUGACGACUCGUCGCCCCCAAGGAGUCACGCAACCAAGAGCGAUGUCUCCAAGGAUCCCACUACUGGUACUGGAGCGCCAAACCUGGGAGCUGAGACAAGCAGCUUUGACUUUGUGAGCGGAAGCAGCGCUUCACUUGGUAGCUCAAGUGCGCAACCAGCCUCGACGGGUCCGGCGGCUCCGGCUAAAGUUUCGGCUUCAGGAGCAGCUGGUGAUGCUAGCACUGGAAAUGACAACCAUGACUGGGAUGCUCUCUUUGCUGAUCUUGACGGACCGGCCGCUGGCAAUACCGGCGCUGUAGCCCCGGCCGCAACAGAGAAUUCAACGCCGGCAAAGUCAUCUACUGCCGCGUCAUCACGGCCAGCUGAUGUGAACCGGCUGUUGUCUGAGGAAGGAGUGCAUGAUGAUCCAAUCCUCAAGAACCUGACCAGCAUGGGAUAUUCUCGUAAAGAUGCCGUGGCCGCACUCGAGAAAUAUGAUUACAACCUCGAGCGGGCUGCCAACUACCUCGCAAGUCAGUCCUGA
Molecule: messenger RNA, 3900 nt
Organism: Pyricularia pennisetigena
Lineage: Eukaryota; Fungi; Ascomycota; Sordariomycetes; Magnaporthales; Pyriculariaceae
Exons: 6
Coding region: 1-3900 (1299 amino acids)
Biological process (GO): endocytosis; endosomal transport
Cellular component (GO): cytoplasm; plasma membrane
Molecular function (GO): protein binding; calcium ion binding
Source: RefSeq, a predicted model, not a curated record